This is a messenger RNA of Dendrobium catenatum, 953 nucleotides long. RefSeq names its product DNA oxidative demethylase ALKBH2. NCBI's taxonomy places the organism in Eukaryota, Viridiplantae, Streptophyta, Magnoliopsida, Asparagales, Orchidaceae. The record is from RefSeq and is a predicted model, not a curated record. The transcript has 4 exons. Gene Ontology annotation, biological process: DNA repair. The coding region runs from base 51 to 785 and encodes 244 amino acids.
UCUGUUUUAAAACUGUAAACCAAACUCAAAUCCGUUUUCGGACGCCCGCCAUGAGUUUCAGGCUUCGUGGGUUCGAAGCAACAGAUCUUAACCCUAAUCUGGACGCUAACUCUUGCGAGAAGAGAGGAAAACAAUCUAUUACCGAUCUCGGAGAUGGCAGCGAGGUUGUCUACGUCCCGAAAUUCUUGUCAGCGGAACGAGCGUGGGCUUGGUUUGACUAUCUCGACAAGGAGAUCCCGUGGACAAGGCCAUUGAUCCACGUCUUUGGAAGGUCUUGCCUCCAGCCAAGAGACACAUGCUAUGUUGCCAGUGAAGGGCUUACUGCUUUAAAAUAUAGUGGAUAUCAGCCACAUGCAUACACCUGGGAUGAAUACCCCGUGCUUAGAGACAUCUUGCAAGCAGUUCAUGAAGCACUUCCUGGAACUAGAUUCAAUAGUUUGCUCCUGAAUAGAUAUAAAUGCGGCUCAGACUAUGUAGCUUGGCAUUCUGAUGAUGAGAAAGUGUAUGGAUCCACUCCAAAAAUUGCAUCGGUUUCUUUUGGAUGUGAAAGAGAAUUUCUUUUGAAGAAGAAACCAGUCAAGAAAGAAGCCAGUAAUGCUUCAGAAGAGCAGAAACAUAAGCGGCUGAAGAUCUCUUGCCAAGACCAGCACAAGUUCCUCCUUAAGCAUGGCUCUUUACUGGUGAUGAGAGGAUAUACACAGCGAGAUUGGAUUCACUCAGUGCCAAAGCGUGCUAAAUCAGGUUCUGUUCGGAUCAACCUAACUUUCAGGCAGAUAGUGAUGUAGAUAUAUUCUACAACUUUUUUUUUCCUACUGAAAUCUUCUAAGUAGCGGGAGUAUUUAAUUCUGGUGUCAGUUACCGUAGUUUUGCAAUUGGCAUGGGUAAAAUUGACAUGCAAUAUAGUUUUUUUUUACAUAACUUAUGCUAAUAUAUCUAGCUAUAUUUACUAAUCA